AUGCUAGACACUCCAGUCAGGAAACUCAACUCCGACAUCCAUCCUCACCAAUCACACCUCCAAUCACCCGAUGCACUGGCUAGACGAUAUAAACUAUUAGAGAAACUAGGCCAGGGUAACUUUGGCGUGGUCUUCAAAGCCCUAGAUCGAGUCACCGGUGAAAUCGUGGCCGUCAAAGAGGUUGAUCUCGAGAAUAGUGACGAGGACAUUUCAGAAAUCCAGAAGGAAAUCAGCCAUUUGGCCGAUUGUGAUUCUGAACACAUCGUCAAGUAUUAUGGAAGCUUCGUACGCGGUUACAAGUUAUGGAUAGUGAUGGAAUAUCUCGCAGGAGGAUCGUGUCUAGACUUACUAAAACCCGGGCCAUUUCCAGAGACCGGGAUCCAGACGGUCAUGCAUGAGUUAUUACUCGGGCUAGAGUAUCUUCACGCACAGAAGAAAAUCCAUCGGGACAUAAAGUCUGCAAACAUCCUCGUCUCCUCCAAGGGCAAGAUCAAACUCGCCGACUUUGGCGUGGCUACCCAACUCAGUAAUCAUAAAUCGAGACGACAUACGUUUGUGGGUACCCCUUUUUGGAUGGCACCUGAAGUCAUCAAACAAUCUAGCUAUGAUGAGAAAGCUGAUAUAUGGAGCUUAGGUAUCACCGCAAUCGAACUAGCAAAAGGGCAACCUCCACUCUCAGAAUAUCAUCCCUUACGGGUACUCUUCCUGAUACCCAAAGCAAAGCCACCAACUUUGGAAGAAACUUUGGAGCCCGAAAGACUAGCACAAUACUCAGAAGACUUCCAAGAUUUUAUCAAUGCGUGUUUAUUGAAGGAUGUCGAAUUAAGGCCGACAGCGAGUCAGCUGCUAGGCCAUCAGUUUAUCCGCAAGCAAGUUCCGGCUCCCAAUCUCAAAAAAGGAUUUACAGGAUUCAUCACCCAUGGACACAAGUUUCUGAGCGCAAGCUCUCUAGAUCUUAGUCCUGGUCUUAGCAAAGCUUCGGCUAGCAUCGUCGAACUUAUCGAUCGACAUAGCGUCUGGAAAUCGAAGAAGAAGAAUCUACAAAAGAGUCACAAUAGCUCGACUGACCCAGCUGGCACGGUCAAGAGUUCAACGGGUCAUCUGAGCCACUCGAAUGCAGAUUACAGGACGGCCAAGAGCUCUCAUUUCAAUAACCGGAAUGACACCGUCGUUUCAGCCUGGGAUUAUCAGGAGACGAUGAAGCAUGCCGAAGAGGUCUACGAGAACAUCAUCAACGAUGCCGAUCAGGAUUUAGUCGAGAACCAGAUCAAACAACUCGAAGAAACCCAAGAAGGCUUCCUUCGGCCCGAACUUAUCUAUGGACGAGAGACCUUGGGGGACGAGGAUGGGGAUGAGGAAGAAGAGCUCGAGGAGGCCCAGAAGGCGAUGGAAGCAUCUCCAUUGAGGAUGACCCAUGGUGUCCCCGCUGGAUGUGAGGAUGACCCCGAUCACUUCUUCACCCAAAGCGCCUCUACUUCACCUACCGACCACUACCAAGCCCCUCGGAUGAACACCUUCACCCGCUCGAUCCCCACCUCUCCCACACUUGAGAUCCACAACUUACCAAGCUCUCAACGCCCACUCUUGAAUCCUGGCCCGACCACCUCAACCUUGCAUUCCAAUCGCCUCCAACCCGGAUCAUCAUUCGAAGCGACUAGUACUACCCUUCGCCCCUCUCGCCAAACGACGCUGACCGAAAGACUAGCACAAUUGUCAGUCAAACAGGACUCGAAUGCCCACCAUACUCCAGGCGGGGACUCGAACCAGACCGUCAGCUCGAAGUCCGGCUCUCGCUUCCUGACCACCGGGUCCACCGGCAGCCGCAAGCCCAGUGACCCGUUCAAUGAGCCCCAGACAACCAGUAAAUCUCCCGCUCCUGGCUCCAAGCUCGGCCAGUUGGUCUUGGAAGACGUGAUAUUGCCUCUGCUCGAUCAAAUCGCCAAUGGGUUCAGCGAUUUAAAAUGA
This is a messenger RNA of Puccinia graminis f. sp. tritici CRL 75-36-700-3, 1965 nucleotides long. Its product is annotated as STE/STE20/YSK protein kinase. The transcript is spliced from 6 exons. Bases 1 to 1965 code for a protein of 654 amino acids. Gene Ontology annotation, biological process: protein phosphorylation. Gene Ontology annotation, molecular function: protein kinase activity; ATP binding. The record is from RefSeq and is a predicted model, not a curated record. NCBI's taxonomy places the organism in Eukaryota, Fungi, Basidiomycota, Pucciniomycetes, Pucciniales, Pucciniaceae.